Molecule: messenger RNA, 1242 nt
Organism: Thlaspi arvense
Lineage: Eukaryota; Viridiplantae; Streptophyta; Magnoliopsida; Brassicales; Brassicaceae
Source: the annotation of a GenBank genome assembly
AUGGCGACUCUCUUCACUGCGACGGCUCCUUCCCACCACCGCUUCGUCUCUUCUUCCCAACAUCCGAAACAGAACCUUCCUUCUCAGCCGCUAAGCGUCGCCUUCACGGAGAAUCCGGCACCGAAGGCAGUCGCAUUGCAGCAGCAGCAAAUGAUGACGGAUUGGGUGGCUUCUCCUGUGACGCGACGGUCCGGAAUCGGCGCCGGAAUUGCCUGGGCGGGGUUUCUAGCUUUCGGUGCUGUCUCCGAGCAGAUGAAGUCACGACUUGAUGUGUUUCACGAAGACACCAACACAAGAGAUUUAGAAAAGCAAGAAGAGAUUGUCUUACCAAACGGCAUAAGGUACUAUGAUCUACAAGUAGGAAGCGGUGCUAGUCCAAGCUCAGGAUACUUGGUAGUGUUUGAUGUAAUGGGAAAAGUGGUUUACCAGUUCAUAUUCUUCGUAAUCACCGCUCUUUUCAAAAUCGAUCAAGUCACUGAUUUUGCAGGAAGCACAAACUUCGUUAUACUCGCUGUAUUGACUCUUGUUCUUAAAGCCACUUGGCAUUUUCGUCAGAUUGUAUUGACUUUGCUAGUUGUUGUAUGGGGUCUUCGCUUGGGGAUAUUCCUUCUAAUGAGGAUCUUGCAAUGGGGCGAAGAUCGACGCUUUGAUGAAAUGCGUGAAAAGUUGAUGAAACUUAUAGUUUUCUGGACUUUCCAGGCCGUGUGGGUUUGGACGGUGAGCUUACCUCUAACUGUUGUUAACGCAAGUGACGGUGGAGGAUCUCUUAAACCCGCUGAUGUUAUCGGCUGGACGAUGUGGGUUUUCGGUUUCUUGAUCGAAGCUGCAGCUGAUCAACAGAAGCUCUCGUUUAAAAACUCUCCAGAAAACAGAGGCAAAUGGUGUGAUGUCGGUGUGUGGAAGUACUCAAGGCAUCCAAACUACUUUGGCGAGAUAUUACUGUGGUGGGGAAUCUUUGUGGCUGCAUCUCCGGCUCUAGAAGGUGCAGAGUAUCUUGUCAUAUUCGGACCAGUCUUUCUUACUUUGCUACUUCUGUUCGUCAGUGGCAUACCGUUACUCGAGGCAUCAGCUGACAAAAAGCAUGGUAACUUGGGAGCUUACAGAUUCUAUAAGAAGACAACAAGUCCUCUGAUUCUGUUACCGAGAGGAAUUUAUGGGAACUUACCAGGAUGGUGCAAAGCUGUCUUUCUCUUUGAGCUUCCAUUUUACAGCCGAAAUCUACCUGAAGAAGUGGCUGUUUAG